Vitis riparia (riverbank grape) is the source of this 2427-nucleotide messenger RNA. RefSeq names its product rust resistance kinase Lr10-like. The transcript is spliced from 3 exons. Gene Ontology annotation, biological process: protein phosphorylation. The coding region runs from base 298 to 2217 and encodes 639 amino acids. NCBI's taxonomy places the organism in Eukaryota, Viridiplantae, Streptophyta, Magnoliopsida, Vitales, Vitaceae. Gene Ontology annotation, molecular function: polysaccharide binding; ATP binding; protein kinase activity. The record is from RefSeq and is a predicted model, not a curated record.
AUGUUGCUUUGAUCAGGACGUGAUAUUAAGAGAGGGAAAGAUAUAAUUCUCGGGCGGGUUGAUCGGUUUCUGAAACCAUUGGGCAGGAAAUGAGGGUACGAGUCCACACCUUCUGAUUGACCCUUAGAAUAGUCGAGCUUAUUUAAUUACGUCUACGGUCAAAGACUUUGCAUGCCAACUAAUGAAUAACCUUUUAUACCAAUUUAUUUUUUAUUCUUCUUCACAGAGAGAUUAAAAUGUCCUGAGUCUCUGCCCUCAAUUUUAUUUCCAAACUGUUCAUCCAAAUCCAUAGCUACCAUGAAAAUGAAAAUGGGUGAAGACUUUUCUGUGUUAGCUGUUCUAUUUUCUUUAUUGAUGGUCUUAUUGUUUACUGAAGUGACGGCAGGAAGAGUACUUGAAAAGGUUUGUUCUUCUUCAUGUGGAGAUUUGCAUAAUAUCAGCUACCCUUUUCGCCUAGAGGAUGAUCCAGCAGGCUGCGGUGAUGCUGACUACCAACUUUCUUGUGAGAACAACAAAACAAUCUUAGAGUUCAAUUCAGGAAAAUACUAUGUGAAGAACAUCUCUUACGAUAAAAACAUAGUUCGUGUGGUGGAUAUUAAUUUAGCCAAUGGUAGCUGCAAUCUUCCCUACAAAUCUCUACCCAUUGAUGAAAUCAAUACCGAUAUCCGCUACCAAGGCGAUGAUUUAUUUACGUUUCCUGUGUAUACAAGUUUUAUGAACUGCUCCAGAACUAUGAGUGAUCCAGAUUAUAUAAGAGUCCCUUGUUUCAGUGGGAAUGCAUCUCAUAUUUAUGCCAAGUUCGACAGCCAUAUGAUGUCGGAUCUUGGGGAGUCAUGUGAGUUUACAUCCAUGGUUCCAGCUAAAAGGCCUCCACAUGUGGAGCACCCUUCCUAUGGAGAUCUACUGAAAGUAUUGGCGUCGGGAUUCGAUCUUUCAUGGUCGAUUGAGGGCCGGAAUUGCCGUUUAUCCGGUGGCCGGUGCCAAUUUACUGGAUUCGACGCACCAUAUGCCUGCUUAUGUGAACGAAAUCGGCUAUCGGAACUUUGGAAAGAAAUUAAGGCAGUGCUUAAGCUGCUAUUCGUCUUCCUUUCCCUUCCUCUUUUAGUGUGGUUUUCUAUAAUUCGAGUUAUCGCUCCUCCGAUCAUUAUACUGGUUUUCCUCAUCCGCAAAUUUAGAACAGCACGGAAGCCUGUCGACAGGGUGGAGAAAUUUCUACGGAGUCAGCAGUCGUUAAUGCCCAAAAGGUACUCUUACGCUGACAUUAUGGCAAUAACAAACCAUUUCAAAGAUAAAUUAGGGGAAGGUGGUUUUGGUUCAGUGUAUAGAGGACAGCUUCCUGGUGGUUGCUUCAUUGCUGUUAAAAUGCUUGGGAAGCACAAUUUUAAUGGGGAAGAGUUCAUCAAUGAAGUCUCAACAAUCGGCAGGAUUCACCAUGUCAAUGUGGUAAGGCUACUGGGAUUUUGCUCUGAAGGGUCUAAACGAGCUCUGGUCUAUGAAUAUAUGCCUAAUGGGUCACUUGAUAAGCAUAUAUUCUUGAAAAAAGGAAAGGUUCAGCCAUUUAGCUGGGAGAAACUCCAUGAGAUUGCUUUAGGAACGGCCCGGGGGAUAGAGUAUCUACAUGGGGGAUGUGACAUUUGCAUACUUCAUUUCGAUAUUAAGCCUCACAAUAUCCUGCUAGACCACGAUUUUGUCCCCAAAAUAUCAGACUUUGGCCUUGCAAAAUUUUACCCAAAGGAAUAUGAUGUCAUGUCCAUUAGUACAACAAGAGGCACCAUAGGGUACAUAGCUCCUGAAUUGAUUUCACGGAAUUUUGGAGUUGUGUCCAACAAAUCAGAUGUUUAUAGUUUUGGGAUGUUGCUGUUAGAGAUGGCUGGAGGGAGAAAAAAUGUUGAUGCCAAGGCAGGGAGGUCGAGCAAAGUUUACUUCCCAUCUUGGGUUUAUGACCAUCUUAGUGAGGGAGGAGAUUUAGAGCUCGAGAAUAUUUCAGAAAUUGAGGUUGAGAUAGCAAGAAAGUUAUGUAUAGUUGGGCUCUGUUGCAUUCAAAUGAAGCCAUCAGAUCGACCUUCGAUGACCAAAGUGGUAGAAAUGUUAGAAGGGAACAUCAGUGACCUUCAAAUGCCUCCUAAACCUUGCUUUUCUUCUCCUCUACGAAUGUCUAUGAGAGAGCCUCAUUCGGACUCUUCGGCAGAGUUGCUCAUAACCGAGUCAAUAGAGUGAAGCUUGUACAAUAAUUGUUAAAUUUUAUGUGUAAUGACUAUUAAUUUCCUUCUACUCAUCCCAGAGAGCUUUGCAAGCUCCAGAUAUGCAGAUUGUUGUAAUUAGCAAAGCUUGAUGUAUGCUCCUUUACUUUCCUGUGGCAUUAAUAAAUUGUUCAAUCAGCACCUUCCAGUGUUGGAUUGUGAAGUUUGAAGAAGUUUUGGUGUGCUA